ACCAAGACUAAACCAGUACAGAUGAUGUUUCUGAGAGAGAAAUUUUUGAUACUCCAUGAAACAACCAUGAAAUUCAAAAUCGUUGAGCUGCCAUACGUGGAAAAUGAACUCAGCAUGUUCAUUCUUCUGCCAGAUGACAUCAAUGAUAACACUACUGGUCUGGAGCUGGUGGAAAGAGAGUUGAGCUACGAGAAACUGGCUGAAUGGACCAAAUCAGCCAGCAUGAUGAAAGCUGAAGUGGAUCUGUACAUGCCCAAGGUGAAGCUAGAAGAGAACUAUGACCUUAAAUCCACUUUGAGCAGCAUGGGGAUACAAAAUGCUUUCGACCCUGUUAAGGCUGACUUCACAGGGAUGUCAGCCAAGAAGGAUCUUUUCAUCUCAAAAAUAAUUCACAAAGCUUUCAUGGAGGUCAAUGAAGAAGGUACUGAGGCAGCAGCUGCUACAGGUGUCCUGGUGCUGAGAUCAAAAGCACCAACAAUGACUUUCAAAGCUGACCACCCUUUCCUCUUCUUCAUCAAACACAACAAAUCCCAAAGCAUCCUCUUCUUUGGCAGACUCUGCUCACCCUAA
Messenger RNA from Mesitornis unicolor (brown roatelo), 570 nucleotides. RefSeq names its product heterochromatin-associated protein MENT-like. The transcript has 2 exons. Gene Ontology annotation, molecular function: serine-type endopeptidase inhibitor activity. Gene Ontology annotation, biological process: negative regulation of endopeptidase activity. The annotation marks the transcript as partial. The record is from RefSeq and is a predicted model, not a curated record. NCBI's taxonomy places the organism in Eukaryota, Metazoa, Chordata, Aves, Mesitornithiformes, Mesitornithidae.